Messenger RNA from Peromyscus maniculatus bairdii (prairie deer mouse), 2938 nucleotides. It is a transcript of the gene Fen1, whose product is annotated as flap structure-specific endonuclease 1. Gene Ontology annotation, cellular component: nucleus. NCBI's taxonomy places the organism in Eukaryota, Metazoa, Chordata, Mammalia, Rodentia, Cricetidae. Gene Ontology annotation, molecular function: RNA-DNA hybrid ribonuclease activity; DNA binding; 5'-3' exonuclease activity. The record is from RefSeq and is a predicted model, not a curated record.
UUAUUGUUGUCAAGAGACACUGUGCUUAUGUUGUUGCUUGUAGACGAAGCUGGUUUCUUUUUUAUAAUUUUAUAUUCAGUGGUGUUUUGCCUGCAUGUAUGUCUGUAUGAGGGUCUCAGAAGUCCCGGAACUAGAGUUACAGACAGGUGUGAGCUGCCAUGUGGGCGCUGGGAGUUGAACCCGGGUCCUCUGGAAGAGCAGCCAGUGUUCUUAGCCCCUGAGCCAUCUCUCUAGCCCCCGAGACACUGUGCUUUCUUAUAUUUCUGGCCGGGGGGUGGUGGUGGUGCUGGAAAAGCCCUAGGGACAUUUCUGGAUAAAGGAAGUCUGAAAGAUUCUGAAGAACUGGACCCAGUUAAUACGGUGAUCAGUUGACCUUGGGGCAGGGUUUUUUUUAUCCUCCCUACAGCCAUUCCAUUUAAGGCUUUGCCAUCUGGAAGGUGGCAGGGCGGAGAUGGUAUCAGGACAGAACAGGUUCCCCUCUGUGUGACACUGGGCACUGUCUUGUACUUACUGUAGCAAAGCAGUAAGUGAAGUGUGAACCAGAGGGCUGAAUGGGGAACAUCGACACAGCAUCUGGUGAUGUGUGCUUUCCAUCUGGUGUGUCGCUUGACCAGUUCUGCAAAGCAGAAAUGAUUCUUCUUGUUUUACAACUCAGACCACAGAAGCAGUGACUUAAUUGUGUUUCACAGAGCCGAAGAUGCGGCUCAGUGCAGAGCACUGGCAUGUGUGAGGUCCGAGGUCAGUCCCCAUUGUUACACACACGCUCAACACACCAAGUGGUUUCACAUAUGGUGGCUGGAUUCAAAGCUGGGCAUUUGAUUUGAUUUCUAGUGCCAGGGCACCAACCCGGAACUUCAGCUGUACCAGUGAGCUGCAAUCCUCAGCCCUAAGGCUGACCUUUUGCUGCUUGUAUUCAUGGGGGAACCACAGUAAUACAAACCAGGAAGAAGUGAGAAAGGAUGGCAGGAAGAUGACACAGCUGAGCAAGAGAGAGGCAGGGCUUUCCAUUAGGUUUCCCUGCUGCACAGCCAUCGCUCCUGUGUUACCAUGGGAAUUCAAGGCCUUGCCAAACUAAUUGCUGAUGUGGCUCCCAGUGCCAUCCGGGAGAAUGACAUCAAGAGCUACUUCGGUCGCAAGGUGGCCAUUGAUGCCUCCAUGAGCAUUUACCAGUUCCUGAUUGCUGUUCGUCAGGGUGGGGAUGUGCUGCAGAACGAGGAAGGGGAGACCACCAGCCACCUGAUGGGGAUGUUCUACCGUACCAUCCGCAUGAUGGAGAACGGCAUCAAGCCUGUCUAUGUCUUCGAUGGCAAACCACCACAGCUGAAGUCAGGUGAGCUGGCCAAACGAAGUGAGAGGCGCGCUGAGGCCGAGAAGCAGCUGCAGCAGGCCCAGGAGGCUGGGGUGGAGGAAGAGGUGGAAAAGUUCACCAAGCGGCUGGUGAAGGUCACCAAGCAACACAAUGAUGAGUGCAAACACCUGCUGAGUCUCAUGGGCAUCCCGUACCUCGAUGCACCCAGUGAGGCGGAGGCCAGCUGCGCUGCCCUGGUGAAGGCUGGCAAAGUCUAUGCUGCAGCCACGGAGGACAUGGACUGCCUCACCUUUGGCAGCCCCGUACUAAUGCGACAUCUGACUGCCAGUGAGGCCAAGAAGCUGCCCAUCCAGGAGUUCCACCUGAGCCGAGUCCUGCAGGAGCUGGGUCUGAACCAGGAGCAGUUUGUAGACCUGUGCAUCCUGCUGGGUAGUGACUACUGCGAGAGUAUCCGGGGCAUUGGGCCCAAGCGGGCCGUGGACCUCAUCCAGAAGCAUAAGAGCAUUGAAGAGAUCGUGCGGCGGCUGGAUCCCAACAAGUACCCUGUUCCAGAAAACUGGCUCCACAAGGAAGCUCAGCAGCUCUUCCUGGAGCCUGAGGUGCUGGACCCCGAGUCUGUGGAGCUGAAGUGGAGUGAGCCAAAUGAAGAGGAGUUGGUCAAAUUCAUGUGUGGGGAAAAGCAGUUUUCUGAGGAGCGAAUUCGCAGUGGGGUCAAGCGACUGAGUAAGAGCCGCCAGGGCAGCACCCAGGGCCGCCUAGAUGAUUUCUUCAAGGUGACCGGCUCACUCUCCUCAGCUAAGCGCAAGGAGCCAGAACCCAAGGGGCCUGCCAAGAAGAAAGCCAAGACUGGGGGAGCUGGGAAGUUCAAGAGGGGAAAAUAAACGUGUCCUCCCCUCCAUUGUCCCCGGACCCGAUGCCUGCUUCAUACCCUCAUCGUUCGCUCCUCUUCUGGAAGAGAGGCUGCUUCUUCCCAGAACUGCCUUCAGAGCCUCCCCUUCCUUGAUGUUGCGGCAGGAAGGACAGCUUUGCUUGUCCUCAUUUUUAGCUCAGGAAUGAUGUCAGGCUCAAACCACUUCUCAGGCAGGUUAUCGGACACUGCACCCAUUGUGCUGUGAAAUUGAAAGCAGCACGUUUGAAAGAAGCAGAUAAAGAUGGUCUGGGGGGGAGUGUGGGAGAGGAUUCCCUGGCUGGCCGCUGUGGGUGGGGUGACUGUAGACCUUGACUGUUCUUCAGCCCCCAGCCCAGGCUUAGCUGAUGGAAGGAGGAGCUGUGAGAAGGGGCAAGCAGCCAGGCAUCGGCUGACAGCGGCCUCGAUUACUGACUGCCUGUGUCUUGUGGGUCUCCGGUGCUUUUUCAGGGGAGGGAAGAGGCAAUGUUGUAGGUUUGGGUUUGUAGUUUUGUUUUUGUCCCGUUCCUCUCCAGUGCUGGGAACUGAACCCAGGGCAAGGCAAGCAAGCAAGCAAGCAAGCAUACCACUGACUGUAGCCCUGAGGGACACUGUUCUGAUGGCCUUUCUGAGGCAAUCAAUUGAAUUGAGGUUUUGGGAGAAGCAGCUAUUGUUCAUGUGCUAUUUCUAUUUUAAUAGAUGUGAAGAGAAAAAAAAUCAAUAAAAUUAUAAAAGUGACUGAC